Molecule: messenger RNA, 2430 nt
Organism: Kluyveromyces marxianus DMKU3-1042
Lineage: Eukaryota; Fungi; Ascomycota; Saccharomycetes; Saccharomycetales; Saccharomycetaceae
Gene: CDC53
Product: cullin CDC53
Exons: 1
Coding region: 1-2430 (809 amino acids)
Biological process (GO): protein ubiquitination; SCF-dependent proteasomal ubiquitin-dependent protein catabolic process
Cellular component (GO): SCF ubiquitin ligase complex
Molecular function (GO): ubiquitin protein ligase binding
Source: RefSeq, a predicted model, not a curated record
AUGUCAGAUACCUUACCCAGAUCGGAUGAUUUGGAAGCUACAUGGAACUUUGUUAAGCCCGGAAUUGAUCAGAUCUUAGAUCGUGAUGGAACUUCGAGUUUGAAAACAAAUCGGGUGCAGAAAGUGCUUUCACCUAGAAUGUAUAUGGAAGUUUACACUGCGAUUUACAACUAUUGUGUGAAUAAAUCCCGUUCUACAGGUCAUUUCCAAUCAGACGUAAUUGGAAAACAAAUGAAUCAAUCAUCGAUUCUUGUUGGUGGUGAAAUUUAUGAAAACUUGAAGUCAUAUUUGAAAGAUUACAUAGCAAACUUGAAGAAAGAUGAUAAUGAAACGUUCUUGAAUUUCUAUGUGAGACGUUGGGAGAGAUUUACCAUCGGUGCAAUCUUUUUGAACCGUGUAUUCGACUACAUGAACCGUUACUGGGUUCAAAAGGAAAGAAGUGAUGGUAAAAGACAUAUUUUCGAUGCACAUACGUUAUGUUUGAUGACCUGGAAAGAAGUUAUGUUCGAAACACACAAAACAGAAUUGGUCCAUGAGAUUUUGGAACAGUUGGAUUUGCAGCGUAGAGGGGAAUUAGUCAACAAAACUGCUAUAACAGUUGCAAUCAAAUCAUUCGUCAUUCUAGGGAUUGAUCCUUCAGACUUGAAGAAGUUAAAUCUAAACGUUUACAUCCAAAACUUCGAACAACUCUUCUUACAAAACACCAAGGAAUACUAUACCAAAAUGUCAAAUGAGUUUUUACAAACUCACUCUGUGUCUGAGUACAUUGAAAAAGCAAACGAGUGCAUUACUUUUGAAGAAAAGGAUAUGGUCCUUUACUUGGAUUCUCAUACUACAGCGCCACUAUCUGCAGCAUUAAACCAAGUUCUCAUUGCAAAUCACGCCGAGGAACUAAAGAGAGAGUUCAUAACACUUUUAGAUAGACAAGACCAAAGAUUGAUCAAACUAAUAUAUGAGCUAAUGAAAAGAGAUUAUAGAAUGUUGCCUGAUUUGGUGGAUACCUUUGAUACUUACAUCAAGAGGGUUGGUAAUGAGGAAAUUGAUAAGUUACUUGAAGCUCACCAAAGAAACGAAGCUAAUGAGCCACACUCUAGAAAGCAAGCAGGAUUACCCCCAAGAGAUUACUUGCACUGUUUGAUCAGGGUAUACAAACUGUUCUACAAUAUAACAAUUGACUGUUUCGAUAACCAUCCAGCCUUUGCAAAAGCCUUAGAUUAUGGGUGUCGAUGCUUCAUAAACAAUAACUCAUUUGCACUUCCACCAGGAUCGCCAAAAUCGGCUACUUCUAAAACACCAGAAAUGUUGGCAAAAUACAGUGACCAACUAUUGAAAAGAUCAACCAAAAAUGCUGAGCAGAUAGAUUUGAAUGUAGAUGACAUUAUGACUGUGUUCAAAUUUUUAGCAGACAAGGAUGCAUUUGAAAUGCACUACCGGAAAAACUUAGCCAAGAGGUUAAUCCAUGGAUCAUCUAAGUCAGAAGCAGAUGAAGAGAUUAUCAUUCAAAGGUUGCAAUCUGAGAAUAGUCUUGAAUAUACCAGCAAGAUUACCAAGAUGUUACAGGAUGUCAAAUUGUCUAAAAACUUACAUGAUGAGUUUACAUCCUUCAUUGCACAGGACAGUGACAGCUCAAAUACGGCGCGCGAAAAAAUUCCUGAAUUGGAACCUUUGAUUCUAGCAGAUAAUGUUUGGCCAUUCAGCUAUCAGCCAACCGAAUUUACACUUCCACCAAUUUUAGAGAGUAGUAAAAAUAAACUAGAAGCCAUGUAUACUGAGAAACAUUCAGGCAGAGUUUUGAAAUGGUUGUGGCCAAUGUCUCGUGGUGAGAUCAAGGCACAUAUAGGGAAGCCGGGGAAGCCACCAUUUUUGUUCACCGUAACGAUAUUUCAAAUGGCAAUCCUAGCACUAUUCAACGACAUUUCAACACUAACCUUUGAACAAAUACAGGAGAGAACUAAUUUGAAGGCUACUCAAAUUGCAUCUAAUAUAUAUCCAUUUGUGAAGAUGAGAUUAUUGACACAGUCGCCAGAAGGUGUUGACAACAUGAUUCGUCUAGACACCAAGUACACGUUAAACAAGCCUUACAGACUAUCUAAGACGAGUGUAAACUUUGCAGCAGCUGUGAAGAACGACCUAACUUUCACAUCGGGCAUCAAUGGCUCCUCUUUGAAUGAAGACGAGAUCAGCGAACAGAAGACAGCCGAAAAGGAAUUAAACCAACAAAGAUUGAUGUUUUUACGCGCUUGUAUAGUAAGAAUCAUGAAGGCCAAGAGAAGACUACCGCACACGUCGCUCAUGAAUGAAUGUAUUGCCGAAUCGCAACAGCGCUUUAACGCGAAGGUACCCAUGAUCAAAAAGGCCAUAGACAAUCUAAUCGAACAAGAGUAUUUGAAAAGAACCGACGAUGGUGAAUGCUACGAAUACCUUGCAUAA